This is a messenger RNA of Vigna umbellata (rice bean), 393 nucleotides long. Lineage: Eukaryota; Viridiplantae; Streptophyta; Magnoliopsida; Fabales; Fabaceae. The record is from RefSeq and is a predicted model, not a curated record.
AUGAAGACAACUAUAGGGUUGUCUCCUUUUCAGUUGGUAUAUGGAAAAGCAUGUCAUUUACCAGUGGAGAUGGAGCAUCGAGCUUUGUGGGCUUUGAAGUUCUUAAAUUUUGAUCCAUUUGAUACCGCUGAUAAGAGAAAAAGACAAAUUCUUGAGUUGGAAGAGAUGCGUUUUCAUGCUUAUGAGUCUUCCAAGAAUUAUAAAGAGAAGGUAAAAUUUUGUCAUGACAAGAAGUUGGUAAAAAAGGUUUUUAAUCCAGGGCAGCAGGUCUUGUUAUUCAACUUACGUCUAAAGUUUUGCCCUGGAAAGUUGAAUUCCAAGUGGUCUGGACUGUUUAAAGUUAAGGAUGUUAAAACUAUCCAGAACCGGUUAAGGUAUUUUAUGCAAACAUGA